Messenger RNA from Vitrella brassicaformis, 3016 nucleotides. The record is from the annotation of a GenBank genome assembly. Lineage: Eukaryota; Vitrellaceae.
AUGAAGUCAGAUUAAUUGUCAGAUGAGAUGUCAUGACGUCUUCAUUUCUCGCGUCAAGUACUGUACAGCAGGCUGAGCGCGCGCUGCGUGAAUCGUCGCCGCACAACCCUUGUCAAUUCAUUCUAAGAGAGAGAACCGAUGCCACAACGGUAAAGUGAGGUCGAGGAACGGCGAGACCAGCUUACGCACAGCUAAAGGAAGCGAUGCCACCCAGCCAGCAAUGGGACACGCCAAAAUCCAUCAGUGCAUGAGUGCGACCCGACCGCAGCAAUACCCACCACACAUUAUGUCGGCUGCCUCUCCAGUGUCUCGCUUCCUCUUCGGAGCGAGUGAAGGAGGCAGAGCAGGACAUCCAAUGGCACCCAACAGUGACAUAUCGAUCGACAUUCAUUCAUAUAAGCACACAGGCAGACAGAAGAGAGAGGUAGAUGCGGUGAGCACGCCAAGCCGGUUGAAAGAAAAAUCAGCACCCCCGUGGAUCCUUCAAACGUAAGCGAGCACACGCACAUGCAAUAAGAGGUGAUGUAGGAAGGAAGGACGCCUCUGAGAGGCAGGCACCCAUGUACACGCAGACACGCACAGGGGGAAACAGACAGGACAAACACUCAGCUAGAGGAGCGCUGACGGCUCCUCUUCCCCCAAUCUGUCGGGGCCAACUGUACAGAGCACCCAUACAUCCAUCACGCAGUCAGCUAGGUAAGUUAACUGCGAGAGCACCGCAUCAAGUGCAGCACUCGCGCGUCGAGCGAAUUCAGCGAGAGCGUUGAGCAUGGAUGUCAUGUCUAUGGUACAGCAGGCAAGAAGUAUGCAUGUCCCUGGAUGGAUGGAUGGAUGAAGGGAGCGCGCUUCCCAUUUACUCGCUGGGCAAAAAAAGCGCCCAAGGAAGCAACGCCAGCCGUGUUCGUGCGUGGCACAUCGAGAGGAGGGAAGAGACAGGCAGGGGACAGGUAAGUGCAUUCAUCGGAAUGCGAUUGACCAAUCACAGAUGGAAUCAGAGGAAUGAAGACAGAGGAAUGAAGAGGGUCAAAAGAGAGAAGCCCGCCCCCCGGCCCUUCAACAUGCCCUUGUUGCUAUGUCUGCCCCAUGCCUCAUCUCGAAGUUAUCGCAGUCUCAUUCCGCUGUAACUUCGUGAUUGCCGCAGGGGUAGUGACACAGCCAACGAGAGCAAUCGAAGGAAAGAAGAGAACCCGUAACCCUGCCACCUCACCUAUUGCGAUACCCACACUGACACGCAAACUUCCCGCCCUCUCUACUUCCUUCCUUGGCCCAUUCAUUCACGUAGCUAUGUACAUGUAAUGUGUACAUAUCUAUGCCAUGAUGAGCUGUGCUUCGAUCUGCCCUCUCAGGCGGCCGUCCCUGUCGCUCUCGUGUGUCUUGAAGAGCACCUCGUCCACACUUGUGGUCGAGUUGAGCACAAACUGUGUAGGGGGCCAGGCAGGUACAGCCCUGAAGACGCACAUAAAGCAUGACCGACACAUGCCAUCCAUGACAUAGGAAUGUAUGUGUCCGUGCGCUCUCACGGACCAUGAGCAGGCCUCCUCAAUCUUGACGGUGUUGGUGUGCAUCUUGGCUCUGAACCAGCCUCGCUCUCCCCAGUAGGUUCCCCAGCUGUUGCGGACGAUCCAGUACUCCUCGCCCUCACUGCCACACGAGACAAGACACCAACCAGAGACAGGAAAGGAAUCCAUCCACUUGUGUGCGUGUGUGUGUGGUUAGGCUUACUCGGUGACUCCCCAUCCGACGACACUGAUGAUGUGGUUGAUUUCCACACCAGGGUCAGUCACAAUGCCACCUGCACUCACAACCAUACCCACGGCACAACACAUGCCCGGCCGGCCAUUCUCCCUUGCCCCUCUCGUUUUGUCUUGUCACUCACCGGAGUAAUCAUCGAUGGGAUCGGAGUCCACGCCGCAUGCGAUCGGUCCCCUCUUGUAGAUCUCAGCCUUCAUGGCCUGCACGCCGCUGAUGGCGCCGUACUCUGUGACAAAGUACUUGAGAUACCGCGGCUGGGGCGUGCAGUUGGUGGGGCCGGGGGGAUUCCAGCACGUUAGGCACUUGUGCUUGUCACUGCACUUUAGAUCUACAGCCUCGUACACUUGGCUGUCAAAGAGACAAUGGCAAGAAAGCACCUUGCUUGCAUACAAACGCUGUCUGUGCAUCCAUCUAGGUUACCAUGUGUCGUCAGGGAUGCCGUUGUCUGCCACGUACUUAUAGGCACCCAGGUCCGUGCCGCCCCAGCACGUCCCCGCCUCCUCGCCACAGUUCAGGAUGUCCUGGAUUGACAGAUUGCUGCAGCACCGACAGAGGGAGUGACGCGUAUGAGAGGGAAAAAACGGCUGACACGUUCGUUGCAGGCUCACAUGUCGGGCCAUUCUGCCUUCCUUUUGAUCUUGAUGCGGUCCGCGAGCGCAGACAUCGUCCCAUGAGCCCUGAAGGUGUCACAAAGGAACAAACGAUCCAUCCCUUGUGCUGCACAGCCUGUCUGUCUUUGUGUCAGCCGGCCAACAUGGAUGCGUACCAGCAGGAGCCGCAGUAGACGGGGAUGUGCUGAUUCAGGUCUUUGGUGAUGAAGUUCGAGCCGCUGACAUUGCGCCAAUCCCAGGUCUUGGGAAGCUCCUCGGCCAUCAUAUACACGUGGGGUGGCGUGCUGAGGACCAUCUGGGGCAGCGUGGACCUGAUGAUGUGACACAAACAGACACAAACACACAAUAGGUGGAGAGAAGAAGCUACACACACCUCCACAUUCUCAGAGCUUGCCCUCCUCACCUCUCCGGCAUCCUGUAAUUGGGGUUGAAGCAGCCGUACUUCCUCGUGCCGGCCGGCCUGGGUGCACCUUGCAUCCCCUUGGCCGCCGUGUGGCUGCCACUCACCCCCAACACAACGCCAACCAACACCAGCAGGCAAAGUCGCAACGCCAUCGUUUGCAGCUGGUCCUUCAGCAAUAUGUUGCCGGUGAGGGUCCGAUUAAUCACGAGUCGGGGAGUGGUGUAGAGUGGUGUUUCCGCAAGAUUCGCUU